Messenger RNA from Heterobilharzia americana, 528 nucleotides. Lineage: Eukaryota; Metazoa; Platyhelminthes; Trematoda; Strigeidida; Schistosomatidae. The record is from the annotation of a GenBank genome assembly.
AUGAUACCAAAACGAACAACAAAAUUUACCAGUCAAUUAUCACAUUGUAAUAGCGAUGAUUGCCCUGAUCAACCAUUAACAGUGAUCCCUUUAAAUAUACUUGGAGUUAUUUGUUAUCGUUUAUCUCAAAAUGGAUGGCAAGAACUUGCUAAUACAAUCAAUUUGGAUACAAACCGAUUUGAUCAAAUGCCAUCGGAUGCUUCUGACUUACUAUCAGCUGCUAUGGAAGCUCAGGCUACUGUUGAAUCGCAUUUAAAUACGCAUAAUCUAGAUAAUAUGAAUACCGUUACAACCAACAAUAACAAUUGUAAUAAUCUAUCCAAUCCUAUCAAUGAUUUAACUAUAACUGUAUCAUUAAUUCAACAUAUAUGUAAACAUAAUAUGCUUAAUUUAGGUCAACUUCUCAAUUGUUUACAAAAACUUAAUCGUCCAGAUUUAAUCGCUUUAAUACAACAAACAACAAUUAAAUGUAAGAAAAGUAUUGGUCAUUCAUCAAAUGAAGAGUAUAAAAAUAAACGAAAUCAAUAA